ACAUCGGGGCGCUCCCAGGGGGGCGCGCACGCCAGACCGCAGCACGGCGCGCAUAUUUGAAUUGCGCCUUGCGCGGCCGCGCGCCGCGCUGAAGCAAGGCAGCUCGCAGCGCACGCCAUGCGUGUCGGGUCACGUGCACGGCGGCCGUGGGAACGCUUCUCACCUCGCCGGUCCUCCUGCUCCUCCAGCCGAUGCAGGGCUCGGUCAGGGUGCAGCGUACCAGUCCAGAGCGAGAUCGCCGAGGUCACGACGGCCGAGGCCGAAGCAGCGCAGAUCUUGAGCGGAGAUCCUGCCGCUGUCGCUCGCGCGCGAGGAGGUCCAGGCUGUGAGGCCUGUCGCGCCGCUGCUGCUCCGUCCGAAGCCUUCUCCACGCAACUCCCAUCAGCCUCUGAGGCUAACCUGAGCUCCCAGUCAUCGCCAAGCAGCACGGUCCGGAGCUAUGCCUCGUCGUCAGACGUGGCGCAGCGGCGCCCAUCGCCUCGCUGACGGCUGCGCUCCGACGGCUGUGCUGCAGAGAGCAAGCGGCGGCGCGGCGUGGCGGAUCCUGCGUCCGAUGCGCCUCGGCCACUCGGCUCCGGCACGCUUGCGGCCCGACGAGCACUUUCCAGGUAGACGCCCACAUCCGUGUCGCACGUGCAGAGAUUUUGCAGCGCAACGAGAGGGAGAUGGAGAGGUAAUGAAGAGGUGCUG
Tilletiopsis washingtonensis is the source of this 690-nucleotide messenger RNA. RefSeq lists its product as hypothetical. Bases 118 to 486 code for a protein of 122 amino acids. The record is from RefSeq and is a predicted model, not a curated record. Lineage: Eukaryota; Fungi; Basidiomycota; Exobasidiomycetes; Entylomatales. The transcript has a single exon.